AUGUCCGAGGCACGUCGCGCCAGUAACCCCCUUGACUCAGACUCGUCCCGAGGACCUCAAGUGGACAAAAUGCAGUUGGGGGGCUCGCGGAUAGGGGAUGUCGGCUACUUUGUGGAGCCAACCAUUCUACUGGACGCCCCAGAGGACUCGAAAGUGAUGAAGGAGGAAAUAUUCGGGCCCGUGGUUUGCAUCAAUACAUUUACAGAUGAAAAGGAUGUUAUCAAGCUGGCCAACGACACCGAAUUUGGCUUGUUCGCUUCUGUGUUCACCAAGGACGUCUCGAGGGCCUGGAGGUUGGCCAAAGCGUUGGAAGCUAAGGCCAUCGGCGUGAACUGCACGUCUCCAGUUGGUGCCAUGGAUGUACCGGUGGGAGGGUGGAAACAAAGUGGUGAUGGAAGAGAGUUCGGCAAGUACUGUACAGACUACUGGACUGAAGUCAAGGCCGUCUUCUUCGCCCUGUAA
Exophiala oligosperma is the source of this 462-nucleotide messenger RNA. RefSeq lists its product as uncharacterized. The record is from RefSeq and is a predicted model, not a curated record. The coding region runs from base 1 to 462 and encodes 153 amino acids. Lineage: Eukaryota; Fungi; Ascomycota; Eurotiomycetes; Chaetothyriales; Herpotrichiellaceae. Gene Ontology annotation, molecular function: aldehyde dehydrogenase (NAD+) activity. The transcript is spliced from 2 exons.